AUGGUUAGCCCGCUGAAGGACGACAGGCGUGCCGGCGGGCCGGAGGAGGAUUUCAUCCGAGGACACCACAAGCAUGACGUCGGAGAAAACCAGUGCAGCUCCUCUUUUGUCAAACACAUCAAGGCCCCUUUGCCUCUCGUGUGGUCGUUGGUGAGGAUAUUUGAUCAGCCGCAGAGGUAUAAGCCGCUCAACUACUCCUCGAUCAUAACCGUCCAUCCCGAGAUCAUAGAUGGAAGGCCAGGGACACUGGUGAUCGAGUCCUUUGUGGUGGAUGUUCCGGAAGGUAACACCAAAGACGAGACGUGUUACUUUGUGGAAGCUCUCAUAAAAUGCAACCUCAAAUCUCUGGCUGAUGUCUCGGAGCAUCUAGCUAUGCAGGGCCAAACAGACCUAAUCGAAAGAUUCUAA
Messenger RNA from Striga asiatica, 408 nucleotides. The record is from the annotation of a GenBank genome assembly. NCBI's taxonomy places the organism in Eukaryota, Viridiplantae, Streptophyta, Magnoliopsida, Lamiales, Orobanchaceae.